This is a messenger RNA of Fusarium redolens, 2043 nucleotides long. RefSeq names its product efflux pump antibiotic resistance protein. The record is from RefSeq and is a predicted model, not a curated record. Lineage: Eukaryota; Fungi; Ascomycota; Sordariomycetes; Hypocreales; Nectriaceae. Bases 220 to 1857 code for a protein of 545 amino acids. Gene Ontology annotation, biological process: transmembrane transport. Gene Ontology annotation, molecular function: transmembrane transporter activity. Gene Ontology annotation, cellular component: membrane. The transcript has 3 exons.
UGGUGGCUGUUGGGCCGAGCGUGUCGAUACAAGGUGAGAUGAAGCCGCAGCGUUGAUGUUUAGUGCACAAGGUUUCUUAUCGUCAGCGAAGGGAAUUCUCACUGUGCGGUUGAGGGAGGAUAUGAUUAUGCACUUUGUGACGUCAGCUCCCUUCCGUCCUGGUACCCCUCCAACCUCAAGGAUACUCGAGAAAGCGCUCAAUUUACAACCAGGAAAAGUAUGGUAGACCAACAGCGGAUUGAUUCGCGGAAUAUUCUACAAGGCGCCGUCGUCAUGAAUGAGCCCUCUGCCAGUCUGGGCCUCGAGCUGGGCCGCAUUCGCGGUCACGCCGGUGAAUCUCCAGCUGGCUCCGGUCUGCUCAACACCGAGGCUCCAGAACAAGGCACUUCCGAGUCCGAGCCCCCCGCCUCUCAAGGUCUACCUCCCGAGCUUCCCAGCAUUUUUGCCGAAGUUGUCUUUGUGCUGACCUGCUCCGGCGGGCAGCUCGUCUCUGCCAUACUCAUCGGCCACGUUGCCGUUACCCAGUACAUCUUUGCCUCCGCCCUAGGCCUCCCGCCCUCCGAGAUUCCCUGGCUACUUGGCGCUUCCAUGCUGCCCUGUGGUCUGUCCGUCAUCGUUUCAGGAUCGUUGGCCGACCUGCUCGCCCCCAAGCCCCUCUUAGUCGGCGGUUUCCUUUGGGAGACGCUCUGGAUGGCCAUCGCCGCCGCAUCAGUCAGCCUGCGGCUCAAGGCGCUGUUCUUCUUCGCACGAGCGAUGCAGGGACUCGCUGCUGGUGUGCUUGUGUCGGCAUCGAUGAGCGUUCUGGGCCGCGUGUACAAACCGGGCAUCCGUAAGACGCGCGUCUUCAGUCUAAUGGCUGCCUUUUCACCCUUUGGAUACUGGUUGGGAUGUCUCCAGGCUGGGGCCUUGAGCGCCCAUCUCCCAUGGAUCUUUGGCAGCACUGCUAUUCUCCUCUCUUUCUUGAGUCUUGCUGCGCAUCUCACCAUCCCGGCCCUUUCUCCGGCCCAGGACAGCUCCGACUCUGAAGCGCCGUCUAUACGCCAAUUCGACUAUGCUGGCGCCGGUCUAGCCUCGAUUGGUAGCACCCUCAUCAUCUUUGGACUGACCCAGGGCUCUCCAGCCAACUGGAGUCCCUAUACGUAUUCCGCCAUCGUUGUUGGAUUUUUCAUGCUCGUGGCUUUUUACUUUGUCGAGAAGCGGGUGACCCGCCCACUUAUACCUAACAACCUCUGGAAGACUCGAGGAUUCGGCGCUCUUCUUAUUUCCUAUUUCCUGGGCCUCGGAGCAUAUAGCGGCGCCUGGCAAUUCUAUGCCAUUCAAUUUUGGCAGCGAUACCAGAACGCUUCGCCUCUCACCACGACCCUUUACAUCCUUCCUAAUGGCCUCGUUGGAAUUCUCGCCGCCUUUAUCGUCUCCAAGACGCUCCAUGUCGUGCCUAUGCAUGUUAUCUUCACCGCUAGUAUGGUCGCCUUUGCGCUUGGCCCCGUCUUCUUCUUGCCCCAGACCCCAUCCACGAGCUAUUGGGCUCUCUCCCUGCCGGGCAUUAUUCUCGCCACGUUUGGCCCAGACAUGAGCUUCACGGCAGCAGCCAUCUUCAUUACGAGCAGUGUUCCCAGGAGCUACCAGGGCGCGGCGGGUAGCCUGCUAGUCACGGUGCAGAACCUCACGGUGGCUAUCAUGACGAGUAUCAGCUGGGCAAUUGGAUCAAGGGUGGAGAUGCUGCCGAAUGAGGAGAUUGGGCUCAAGGGUAUCAAGGCGAUUUGGUGGUUUGGGCUGGCCUCUGCGCUUACUGGCGCGCUUAUUACAGCGACAAUGGUUAGGAUCCCAAAAGCAGAAGAGAAGGAGCAUGUCCAUUAAUAUUAUAUAAGGUAAGUUAUAUAAUUAUCAAAUGGGAAUUGGAAAUUUCUUCUACAUAAAAGCCUAUUAUAAAGUAUAGAGUAUACAGUUACAGGAAAGUAAAGCUUAUAAACCUGCUUAUAUAUAAGCCUUAUAUAAGAGAAAGAAGGAGAUAGAGUCUACCAUUUGCAAAAUCUACUAUGUUAC